AUUUAACUUUCCAUUAAACAAAGCCUAGAAUCAGUCAAAAACUUAUAUUAUUACAAGCGAACAACAUCUAACUUUUAUAUUGUCUUAAAAAAAUAUUCAAAAAUAAUAAAACACCAGUGUCGGUAGCAGAUCAGUGGAUCUCUAGUGUUCACCUAAAAAGUGCACUGUAAGAAGAAGUCUAAAAGUGGAAACCUUCAAUCAAGAUGAAUUUUCUUCAACUCUGGUGGAUUCUGCUGAUAUUCAGUAGUUCUGGAUUUGCCGAAAAGGGCAGGAAUCAGCAAAAGUCAGCGGAGGACAGCUACGAUCAACUGAUGAGCAAUAGCAAGGCGGUGGCAAAGCCCCAUCCCAAGGUGGAGGAGGAGUGGCCAUUCUUCGAAGACUUGGACAACAAACAGAAGCCAGAAGCCCGUGGACCUCGCAACAACGUACCACCCAAAAUUUGCCAGCCGAUAUCAAAGGUGUCAAAGGAUAACAAGGCGGAUUUGGAAAUGCAGAAGGCGGCAGAUGCCUGGUACCGCAAUUUUGUCAAGAACCGUGCCAACCGGAAGCGUUCGGUUGCUAACAAGGGUAUGGAUCGCAGUGGAACGAAGCCGAAGAUUAUGGGAAGGAGUUACGAAGCCGCUAGCCAGAAGCCCGAGUACUUUGAUAAACUCUGGCAGCCAAAGUACGAGGAAAUCCAGGAUGUGGAUAUGAAGCUGAAGCAUUUACAAGAAAUUCUCAAGGAAAAGGAUGAUGUCGAGGACAAGAAUCGCGCAGAAAUGACCAAGAAUAUUCCCAACAAGAACACGGGACAGGUUGACGACUUUAACGAUGCCUCAAUGCCAAAUGGCAACUAUGAUCGCACCCUUAACAGCCUGGCCUACAAUGUCUACCAGCACACCCAAAUUCCACAGCAGAAGGAGCUCUCGAGGUCCAAGAACGGGCUCAGGCUGAGAAGGCGUUGCAUGAAUCCCGAGGAAGAAGUAAAGCUUAUGACAAUAAUGCGAAUGCUGGACAAAGGCUAUGGUCCGGUCCUACCCAGCAGCACUCUCGCGGCCACUCGGAAAAAGAUCAAGGAGAUGGAGCGUUUGGAGUCUACAAAUUCUGAUUUCAGUCAGGAUUCAAAACACAAGAAAUUGAAUGCGGGCGAAAUAGCGGAGCUAACUAAUAGUUAUGACAAAGAAUUUUCCGACUACGAUCCAAUAUAUUCCUUUUACCAGGCAAAUAAGGCCGAUUUGCUGGGCAACGAGAGGACCAAACAUAAAACAAACUAUUUGGAUGGGUCCAGGACGCAGCUAGGCCCUAAAGCAUCCUCCAACAAUGCUCAAUAUAAGUCAAAUAUGGAAUUUGGUAAGCGGGCACUGAAGGUUCCAGAGACCGAUUUUGGACUUUAUAGUGGGCGAUCAUCGCGACUGAAGUCGGCCGUAGACGGUGGUUACCAGACUGACACAAUGCUAUUGGCGGGGCCAGCCAAUCAUGGCACUAACCCGGCUAAAAAGGUGGCAGAAGAUCCAACUUCUUAUUUAAAAUCUUAUCCCUAUGCGGUGGCCAAGCUAAUGGCCGAUGAUAUACAUUACAGGAAUCGCAAUAAGCGCCACGACGCAUCUGAACGGCGCAGUAGAAGAACUAAGAGAUCUCUGGCAGAAAAUGUCGACUAUAAUGGCUAUGAAGAAUUAUAUAAUUACGAUAAUGCUACUUUGGCACAUGUCUACGAUCCCACAAAGAAUGAGGUGCCGCUGAUAAAUAAGCGACCUAAGGGUGUACCUCCGAUUCUACAAAAGCAAGUGCUGCCACCCCAACAGCAGUUCCAGGCAAAAGUUGACAAAAAGCCAGCAAAUUUCAAGGCCAGCUUUAAUCUUAGCAGCUUCAUUGAUGAUAUAAAUAAACUCCAAAACGCUCGGAAGCCUCAACCUGUAAAGCAACAGGAACCUGUUCAGGAACCAUUUCAGGUAACCGUACAACAAGCGGUGACACCAAAGCCCAUCAUAACGACAUUGCCGCCGGUAAAGGCCUUCGGAAUCCGCCGGUUUUUUGGACCCUUCUUCAAGAAGCAGACCACGACCACCACUAUGAAUCCAGAAUGCGUGGCCAUUACAUCAUCUGAUAAUUCAACGACUGCAACUCCAGCCCCAGCCCCAGAUCCAAGUCCAAGUCCAAGUACAAGUCCACCAAGCUCCACCACUAUAACGAUGGAUAAUGUUUGCGACAGCCCCGAUUCCAUGAAGAUGAAUGUUUCCAUUAAAGCCGAUGUGUGUGGUGAUCCAAAGACCAAACAAUUCCACAGCAAUGGCUCCAUCAGUCUCCAGCCACCACCAUAUAAUGAAGCCAUCCAAAACGAGGAUGUUCCGCUUCAUUCGAGUAAAGGCGGUCUGGAUGAGGAGGAAGUUGUCGAAAAGGUAACCAAUAAUUCCAAGGAAAGGGCAACCAUUGAGUUAAAGCACAAGACCGAGGAGGAGCAAGGACCAAGAGUGAAAUCCAUAGAAAGGAUGCAGGACAACGCCAAACAUGCUACUUCCCGUAAUGUGGCACCUAAAUUAAGCCCAAAAAUUGCAAGGAACCCAGCAAGAACUGGAUCGGAUAAGUACGCCGAGCUGAUAUCGGGGCAACUGUUUGAGGACAUUUCGGAAGUCGUCUUAAAAUUUAUUAGCAAGGAUCCAGAUCUGUCUACACUAGUGCCUUUUAUAAAGCGAAAUAACAACGAUUCCCAAAAGCAGCCCUCCUCGUCCACGAACUACCCGAUUUGGAAUGAUAGCACUAAAAACUAUCAGCACGGCCAAACCUGUAUCCCGUUGCCCCCGGAUCUUCAAGAGUUCUACGAUCAAAUUUUAGUGACAGCGGAGGAGGAGAAGAAAAUUCGCAAGAAGACCCUGGAUGAAGCCAUGGAGAAGUAUCAACCUACAGAAUUUUCACCGCGCUUCAUCAAGCUCAAGCAGAGGGCGGAGAUGCUAAAGGAGUCGCGUGAACAUAGCCCAAUGCAAGGAUCUCAUUAGCAUAUUUAUUUUGUUUAUUU
Drosophila kikkawai is the source of this 2989-nucleotide messenger RNA. RefSeq lists its product as uncharacterized. The record is from RefSeq and is a predicted model, not a curated record. Lineage: Eukaryota; Metazoa; Arthropoda; Insecta; Diptera; Drosophilidae.